GCCAGUAGUAAGAUAGCAAACUUUGUCAGAGUCACGUAAUUAACCUACAUGUACUCAUUGCAAGUAACGCCGCAUGUCAUCAAUCACAAUAAUAAGAAUAUUAUUGCAAAGCAAGAUUACCAGUAAACAACCGCCGCACAGCCGAUAGCAGCGAACACAUUCGCGAUUAGCAUCAUCGUAAAACAAUUCUCUGCAUAAAUAAAACCUCAGGCCCGCCGCCGUCUCGCUACGUCCCUGCGUUCGAUGGUGGGGGAGCCAGAGCGGCGCGCAUGCGCUUAGCGCCGCGAGUGGCCAGCUGUGCGUGGACGUGAAACGCGACGCGGCUGGCAGUGGUGGCUGGUAGGAAAGCAAGCGAGCGAACGAGCGAGCAAGCGAGCAAGCAGACAACACAGCCGGAGCGACUGCCCUCCUCCCGUUUCCCCCCACCCCUAAAGCAUGCCACGGAGAGCCCAUGGCCUCCGUACACACGGAGGAGAGUGAGGCAGCCCCAGCCGCUCCUCACGUCAUCCGCUGAGAGAGAGACGACGGGCCUCGACACGGCGAGGAGCAAUAAUUCUAACGAGCCAAGAUGGCGGCGGACACGGUGGCCCUGUCCGCGCUCACGCUCGCCAGGGGCGACAAGAUCCUCGUGACCGUCGAGUCCGCGCUACCGGACAUCGUCGUCGUGUCCUUCGUUCACGGUGCCAAGUGCUUCCAGGGCGCGUUGCUCGACGCCACCAAGAGAGGCCUGCCCUGCGGUGUACAGCCCCCAGAACCAGUACCCGAUCCCGAUGGCGACAAACUCGCGACGAUCGCGGCUCGUUUCAGCUACUUCCAGGAGAGGAGCAGCUCCCUGGCCACUGCCAAAGUCGAUCUCCGUAGGAACAUUAACCCGCCGGCCAGGUACAAGAAUGCACGGCCGACGGUCAGGCUCAGGCCGCGGCAGGUGCUCUGCAGCAAGUGCAGAUCGAUCUGCAACGAGAACAGCGAGAACGUCGACGUCAGCCGGAAACGGAAGCACGACGAGGUCCAGCAGGAACAGCAACAGUCGCAACAACAGGUGACCGGUCACGGAUCGACGAGAAGAAGCGACCGCCGCUGCGGCCAGCAGCCGCAAAAAGCAUCGAGAAUAUUGUUCUCCGAGUGUCAAUCCGAAAACAUCACAGUGUCUUCCCAUCAGCCAACAAAAUCCUCGUCGUCGUCAUCGUCGUCGUCGUCUUCGUCGUCUUCGUCGUCAACGGCGGCUUUGAGCCCCGACUCGUCGAAGUUGGCACCGUCUCUCAUACCCAAAAUCUCGAGACUCCAGCCGAACGAGAUCAAUAACGCCACACAGGGAACUGAAAAGGUGAAGAUCGCGCCAUCGUACUGGAACAACAGACGCGACGCGGGUGGUUCGUCCGUGAACGCGUUGGAGCCGACGGAGGAGCGCAUGGAGUCGACGGACUGCGACAGUAAUCCGUCGAUGGCGUACUGCGCGACCCCCAGAAGGCUUAGCAGUUCGUCAGUAGAAAGCGCGAAGAUACCGGAAGAGGAUGAGAAGAAGACGUUCGCGGCGGCUGACUCGACGAUGAGGCCGCGGGCCGGCCGCGUUCCGCGGAAAAAGCGGUCCGUCGGCUCGAUGGAGGACCUCUGGGACGAGACAGUGUUCGAGGACCCGACGAGAACUGCCAGGACCACGCCGGUCAUCAAGAUCUCGUUCGGGGCGCAAGGCGAGGGCACAGUGUUGAAGAUACCCUCGAAGAUUCAGGACCCGGAGUACGAGCAAGAGACGGACGAGGCGGAAGACGCGCAGACAGAGACGGAGAGGGAUCCGCUCGAGUUGCCUAGGACGUUUGAGAACGAGUACGAUUACCGUGAAGACUGCGAGGAGGACGGCCAGGAACAGGUCGAUCCUCAGAAGCAAGGGGUGAAGGACGCUAGCGCGAAGGCAGCGAAACGAGCGCUGAAGAAGGCUAAGAAGGAAGCUAGGAGGAAGAUGUUAGGGGGCGUUUCGCCUGCCAGAUCGCCUUGCAAUGGAUCACCGAGAUACAAUCCCACCUAUGACACGCUGUCGUACCACCGUCGCAAACAUAAAGUGAAGCAUAAAAAGAAGCACAAGGAGGACAGGAAACACAAGAGUCAGCAGCAAGCGCAUCAGCAGCCGUGUUUAGAGACAGGCGCGGAGAAUCAGCAGAACUGGAACGUGUUGCCGGGCAGCGAGUCGUACACAGCCAUAAAGGAGCAGUGCCUCAAGCAGAAGUUGUCCAUAUCUCUGAAGAGAUUGAACACGAACGCGUACGCCAGAUGCGAUUAUCCUGUCAGCAACGCGUCCUCCGGUUGCAAGAGUCCUGGCGCCAGCAGCGACGAGCUGAGCGAACAGGAACCGGAGGUGGACGCAGGCGAAACCGCCCCUGACUUCCCCCCGCAGUCUCAUCCCCUGAUGAUGCGCCUCGCCGCCACUCCCGUCGAGCAUUGCCUCACUGCCAAUGGCAGGAGAAUGGACGUCGGUGACGUUGUAUGGGGAAAAAUUCAUGGAUUCCCUUGGUGGCCUGGGAAGGUUCUUAGUAUCACGGUUUCUUGUAAAGAAGAUGGUACAUCCUCCGGGCCCCAGGCACACGUUGCUUGGUACGGCUCUUCGACGAGUUCUCUGAUGUCGUGUGACCAGUUGAGUCCAUUUUUAGAAACGUUCAAGACUCGGUACAACAAAAAGAAAAGGGGGCCGUACAAGGAGGCGAUACGGCAGGCGCAGAACGAGGCCCGAAGUCAGAUCACGCCUAACUUGACGAGCAGCGUGCUGAACGUGUGCGGCUCGCCGCGCGAGGUGAACGUCCUCUCCUAAGGGAAGGUGCGCGGGCCACCUGACACCAUUC
Molecule: messenger RNA, 2828 nt
Organism: Nomia melanderi (Alkali bee)
Lineage: Eukaryota; Metazoa; Arthropoda; Insecta; Hymenoptera; Halictidae
Cellular component (GO): nucleus; chromocenter
Molecular function (GO): chromatin binding
Source: RefSeq, a predicted model, not a curated record